CUAAAUAAACAUAUGUUUCUGUAGCGUAAAGUAAAUAACAUAGCAUAACACAAUAUGGAAUUCCUACACGAAUCCAUUGCCCUGGGCGUAGAUCUAUUGAUACUGGGUCUGUGUGCGCGCGAGUACGUGCACUACAAACGCACCGCCCAGGUGCUCAAGGCGGCACCGCAAUACAACAUCGAUGGGGAGCUGAAAUCGGUGGUGGAGCGGCAGCGCGACAAGAAGAUACCAUAUGCGGUAAUCCGGGGCACUGUGACGCCCAUCGGCGUGCCUUUGCGCAGCUCCCUGGUGCCCAGUGUGAGUGGCGUCCUGCAGAUUGUGAAGCUCCACGAGCACAGGGUGACGAGAGGAUUCGCCGGCUUCUGGACGGAGCACCACAAAUUGCUGCACGAGUCCGCCAAUGAGAUGCCCUUCGAGUUGCGUAACCAGAGCCAUGGUGUGGAGAUUGUGGACGCGUUGAGUGCCGCCGUGUUGGAUGUGGACAUGGUCUACGACAACUAUGAGCCCUCGAAUCUGUCCCUCUUUGACCAUGUGUUUGGUUUCUUCUCUGGCGUUCGCCAGAGGGGAUUGCAAACAACGGAGGAGGUUCUCAGGGAAGGCAGCUUCCUGACCGCUAUAGGUGAACUGGAGUUGGAUGGCAAUACGCUGCGCAUGCAGCCCUCCAAUGAGGGACCCCUCUUCCUGACCACUGCCACCAAGUCCACGCUCAUCAAGCGGUUCGAAGAUGCCAAGGCAACGACAAUACUCAAGCUGGUUGUGUGUAGCACCAUCUCUGUCGUCCUGGUAGCCUUCAUUGCCAAAAAGUUCUACCGCAAACGGAAACAGGAGCGGGAGGAGGCCAAAAUCCGCGACCGCCUGGAGACGGAGCGCCGGGAACGAAGAGCGAGGAGUCGUCCUCACACGCUGUCCCAGGAUCAACUCUGCGUGGUGUGCUCCACCAAUCCCAAGGAGAUUAUCCUACUGCCAUGUGGUCAUGUGUGUCUCUGCGAGGACUGCGCCCAGAAAAUCUCCGCCACCUGCCCCGUGUGUCGUGGUAGCAUCGCCUCCAAGGCAGCCGCCUUCAUCGCCUAGGAACCAACCAAAUGCCAACAAGAUCACCUUGUACCUGUGUGCGCCAACCUUAUAUUUUGUUACAAUGCUCAUUGUCGGCAUUUAUUUUAAAUUAUUGAAAGUCUUGACAUCGAAAACAUAAAA
Drosophila santomea is the source of this 1194-nucleotide messenger RNA. It is a transcript of the gene Mul1, whose product is annotated as mitochondrial E3 ubiquitin protein ligase 1. The transcript is spliced from 4 exons. Gene Ontology annotation, biological process: protein ubiquitination; organelle organization. NCBI's taxonomy places the organism in Eukaryota, Metazoa, Arthropoda, Insecta, Diptera, Drosophilidae. The coding region runs from base 55 to 1071 and encodes 338 amino acids. The record is from RefSeq and is a predicted model, not a curated record. Gene Ontology annotation, molecular function: ubiquitin-protein transferase activity.